This is a messenger RNA of Babesia sp. Xinjiang, 897 nucleotides long. RefSeq lists its product as uncharacterized. The transcript has 7 exons. Gene Ontology annotation, molecular function: RNA binding; structural constituent of ribosome. The record is from RefSeq and is a predicted model, not a curated record. NCBI's taxonomy places the organism in Eukaryota, Apicomplexa, Aconoidasida, Piroplasmida, Babesiidae. The coding region runs from base 1 to 897 and encodes 298 amino acids. Gene Ontology annotation, biological process: translation. Gene Ontology annotation, cellular component: ribosome; mitochondrial large ribosomal subunit.
AUGAGAGAUGUUGAUAAGGAUAUGGAUAGAUUUGAGACAUAUCGUGAUUUAAAGUUGCGUUGGAAACGCACUACGAAGUCGCGCAAAAAUAGAAUACGACUGGCGCGUAAAUGGCGACAGCCAAGAUAUGUAAACCCCGUCAACCCACCGACAUGUAUGUUCGUGCUACAUGAAAGGUUGCCACAGACACGAUCUAUUCGUGGUUAUGGCCGUAAAACACCGUGGGAAAUGGAUGAAUACGCAAAAGAGUCACGGACAAGCACGAGUGACGAAAUCAUUAUGGAUCAAUCGCAGAACUUCGAAGUGCUCCCACCGGAGGAAGUAUUACAACAACUUAGAGACGGGACAGCGGAAACAUUUUGCGUUUUCAAGUCAUCACACUUGCAUCAACAUAAAGUCACCAAAGGAGAUAUCGUGCAAAUAGAACGGCUACGUAGACGUUCAGCAGGAGAUAAGGUAACCUUCGGUACGGUGUUACUAGUGGGUUCGCGUGAUUGGACCAUUAUCGGCAAGCCCACGGUCCCUUAUGCAAAAGUAGAGGCAACAAUAGAACAACAGACACUAUGUGGUGAGCAGCUAAGCUUUCGUUAUCGCAAAUCACGCCGCAUUUCGCGGUUCCUUAGAGUGAGGCACUGGGUGACGAUUUUGCGUAUAGAUAAUAUCGUGGUUGACCCUUACAUGCGAGUUAACACAGCUCCUGUAAAGCCACUGAGGCUCCUUGACCUAUGGGCUAAUCGAUGGUUGUAUGAGGAGGAGCUGGAAGGUGUAAAAUAUUCUGGUGAACGUACAGUUGCAGAGGAAAUAUACGACGGGUCAGAACCACAUCCAGGGAGCUACAACAGACUCGGACUUACAGACUCAUAUCGGUAUCACCCUGACCCUUAUGCCAACACUUAA